UAAAAAAAGUCAAAUAUUACAUCUCCGUAUCCAUUAUUAUGGGCCUAUGGUUUAUACGAGGCUCAAAUAAAUAAGCCCAUGUAAGAAUCCACCGAUAUGGCACUCGGCUUUGUUCUUCAGGCAAACAGUUGUGAAACAAUGGUGUCGUCGAAGAAGGCGAAGAGCGAUGGCGUCGUCGAUAAAGGCAACGGUCUCAACAACACACGCGGCUCCGGCUCCGGGUCCAAAACGAAGAAUAAGAAGAAGGCGCCAAACAAGGCGGACCUAAAGGAUUAUGUUGCGAGGAAGGAGACGGAGGAGGAGGUUCGUGACGAGAUCUCGGAAUCUUCUUCGAGCAGCGAAGAAGCGAGACGCGAUGAGGAGACCAAGGAAAGAAGCAACGGCGUCGUUUCGGAAGAGGCGAAGAUGAUUAGGUUCCCCGAUGACUCGGAUUCGGAGGAUCAUGAGAAGCGAUAAACUCUGCUCCUCAGA
Messenger RNA from Raphanus sativus (radish), 471 nucleotides. RefSeq lists its product as uncharacterized. Lineage: Eukaryota; Viridiplantae; Streptophyta; Magnoliopsida; Brassicales; Brassicaceae. The coding region runs from base 97 to 456 and encodes 119 amino acids. The transcript has a single exon. The record is from RefSeq and is a predicted model, not a curated record.